This is a messenger RNA of Danaus plexippus (monarch butterfly), 1184 nucleotides long. Its product is annotated as lactosylceramide 4-alpha-galactosyltransferase-like. The coding region runs from base 50 to 1051 and encodes 333 amino acids. NCBI's taxonomy places the organism in Eukaryota, Metazoa, Arthropoda, Insecta, Lepidoptera, Nymphalidae. Gene Ontology annotation, molecular function: hexosyltransferase activity. The transcript is spliced from 3 exons. Gene Ontology annotation, biological process: glycosphingolipid biosynthetic process. The record is from RefSeq and is a predicted model, not a curated record.
AAACUUCAAAUUUACUUGUCUUAUUUAAGUUUCUUUUUAUAUUAAAAUCAUGAGACGCCGUUCGAAGAGAUAUUUAUUGUUUGUAGUAUUUGUCUUAUUCCUCUCAAGUUACAUAGCUUCCAGUUUAUUAUUCGCUUAUUUCAGGAAAGUAUAUUUGCCGGAAUUCUUUAAUGUUUAUAGAAAACUAAUAUUUCCCGAUGACAUAUCUUGUUAUCGGACGAGCGAGUUAUCUACAAAUUACAUUUAUGCGCCUAACUCAAUUUUCUUUUACCAGACGGCAUGCCGUAGAACAAUAAGAUUACACGAAGCUUGCUCUAUUGAGGCCGCUGCGAGGUUACAUCCAAAUAAAAAUGUGUACAUAAUAAUUUUGAACGAGAUAUCCCCACAUGACGCCGUUAUAAAACAAGUAGAGAGAUAUAGUAAUGUGAAAGUAUCGAGAAUUAAUAUCGAGAGUUUUGUAAACGGAACGCCGUUUAACGAUUUAUAUGACAUUAUUUAUAAAGUGAAAAGACGGCACAAAGUUAUGUCGGAUUUAUUGAAGAUCAUAACGCUGUUCAAAUACGGCGGAACCGCUUUAAAUUUAGAUAUUACUGUAACGAAAUCUUUAAGUAAAUUAGGGAAGCAUUGGUUCGUUAAAGAUGGUGGCAGUAUUUUUCCUAUGUUGAAUCUAUCGAACGAUUUGAUUGGUAGAGCUGCAGCUUAUAUGAUAAUGAGCAAUUUAAGAUCACAAGCGGACGAUGGUUAUGUCGAUGUUGAAAGGGCUGUUGAAGCUGCGUUAGGAGACCUGUGUUCAGUUUCAAAUUUAAAUAAAAUGAACAACUCCACAUGCAGUGGUUACAAGAUUUAUGACGCUAAAAUAUUCCGACCUAUAGGUUACGAACAGCGACAAUUGUAUUUAGAAACGGAUUACGUACAAAGUAACUUCGGAUAUCAGACUUGGUUAGACGCGGUCAGGAUUUUACCUAGAGACUCCUUGUACUGCACAAUAGCAAGGGAUUUCUGCCCCUUUAUAUACGGAGAAUUUAUGGAAGGAAUUAUACAAGAUUAUUGAUUAUUUAUAUUUAUUAUAUUUGAAUAUAUUUUUUAUUAUUAUCUAUAAUCAAAUGUACUUAAAAUAUCUUUUUGUUAUAACUAUUUUUGCUUUUAUAGUAAUGAUUUGUCAUUGAAUUAAAAUAUAUGAUACU